GUAGCCCCACGCUGCCGGAACCCCGCUGCCUGCGCCAGCCCGGCCGGCCGCACCCGCCCUGUCGCAGAACUCCGCAGCCACCCCCCGGGAUCCUCGUCACGUGCGCCCAGGCCGCGGAGCAGGUCUGCUAGGCUUCCUUGUUCCGGUGGCUCGACGUCCUUUCCAAAGAUAAGGGGAAUAAAGAAGCCACCUCCCCAGCUGUCAUCAUCUGGCAGCAGGUUGAGCAAGACUGUUGUGAGCACUGCAGAGAAGACGACCCAUCAAACCUUCGACGAUGAGCAUCCCUGUGACGUGUUCACGAAAAGGAAUAGGAUGAGUGACUCUCAUCAGAAAAGCAGCAGUAUGAAUGCUGGCUCAUCUUGGAAUCAAGCCCAACAUUUAAGGACUUCUUCAGGACGAAGGCAGAGUAAGAGUAGAUCUCAAGGACCCCACAUCUCUUCCCACCUGGGAGGGAGCAGCCUCCUUGGCCUCUCCCAGCCUGCAGCGGAUAAACUCAUGGGAGCCAUUUCCACGGAGGGAAGGCAGGAGCAGACUGCGCUUAGCUCCAGGUGUCAGGCUGCCUCUGGACACAAGCUGUUCCUUGACUUUCAGUCCAUGAAGAUCAUUAAGGAAGGCGCCGAUGAGGACAGCGCAAGUGACCUGUCAGACUCAGAACGAGUGGCCAUUCCUCCUUCUCCCUUCACGCCUCCUGACCUCAACCUUCGAGCAGAAGAGAUCGACCCGGUUUCCUUCAGUCUUCACCCAGACCCGAGCCAGGCAGAAGCUGAACACUGCUACCCUGACUUUCUUCCACCCCCGUUCAGCUCCUGGGACCUCCAGGAUAUGGCUGUGGUUCUGAACACAGAAUGCCGGAGUGAGGCCCUGCCUCGGGCCACGGGCUUUCUUGGGAAGUACAUAGACAGACUUCUUCAGCUGGAGUGGCUGCAGCUCCAAACUGUGCAGUCUGAGAAGGCCCGGGCUGCCAAGGCAAGGUCCUCUGGGGCUUCUGGGAUGCUGAAAAGCCCUAGGCGGGGUAAGCUCCCCACCAGUGCGCUGUCCAAGCCUUUCCUGUCCCCAGAAGGGAUUCCAAAGCCCGGCCCUUCUCGAAAGAAAGGUUUGCAGUAUGAAGAUGCCCACCCGUCCUACUACGCAUUUGAGACUUCAUCUAGAUCUGUGGAUGGGCCUGCUCGCCCCAGGCUGUGUUCUCAGAAACAAGGCCCAGAACUGAGGAUGGAAAAAAAGAAGAAAUCAGGUAAGGGCCCCAAGUUUCACCUCCGCGCUCCACCCUGUGCGGAGGGCAGCCCUGCAAUGGAAGCCAACGGUAACAUUCGAAUUCCCAAGCAGUCCGCAGUGCUUCUGGACCCAAUGGACUCCUGUAGGGCCUCCAGAGCACAAGCACACUUGGACCUGAAGAAAAAGGGGAGUGCAAAUAACUGUGGACCUGCUUCUUCUUCCAGUGAGAAGAAGCUCAAAACAAAUGGAGCAAAGCAAAGCACAUAUAAGUUCAAGUGACCCCUGAGGUAAAGAAUCGCAAAGACCCGCAGAUGUCUAAAAGUGGGGGUUCGUCCCAAAGUAAUGGUGAAUUUAAAUCCGUUUGUGAUAACUGAGUCAAGUCGCCGGCUGGCUCUCUAGUCACCCACCCCACCCCACCCCACCCUCGCCUCUUGAUAUACAGUCUAGUCUUAAGCACUUUAGGGUAAAAGUGAACUCGUGUGUCUGUGAUACAAAAGUUUGAAACAGCAGGGCCAGUAAGCCAGUGUGGAACCGGCCCAGUGUCCCUGUCUCUGGAGUACGGGAAACAGUGUGUACUGUUCUUGGAGAGAACCCUGUGUCUCACAGAAGAAAAGCCCUGCUGGCUCAGUGCCUCUUGGUUUUGCAUAAACCCUCAGCAGAGUUUCUGUUGUGAGUCUUUCUCUCAUCUGUUGCCCACCCUCCUCCGAGCCUAGUUCCACUCCAGUUAGGGGUCACAUGAGUUUCUAUUUUGAGUGUCAUUUAUCUCUCAGCCAGUUCCUUGCCAGAGGCAAAGGCAUCUAGAGUGCGUCUCUGGUGCGUUUUUAAAAGACAUUUUAAGUCCAGGGGUAGUGCUGUAGCCUGUGUCUGAGUUCUCUUACCUGAAGUUAAAAUCAUUUGUAAGUUUUCCAGAGGGAAAGUCAGCAGGCCCAGCAGUGGCUGCUGCUGUCUGGUGAGGCAAGAAAGAAUGCCCUGGCACCCUAGACCUCUGGGUAACCAUGCACGGCGUGUGGGAAUGUACUCCAGUGUAAAUUGUCAGGUUACUGACUAGGGACCCAUAUCCUGCUGUUGUAGGUUAAAGCCAAUGGUCUAUUUCUGUGUCUAGGAGCAGGGUCUUCUAAUCGUGACUGGGGAGGGAGCAGACACAUUUGCUCUGUGUGUGCGUGCACUAUCCUGAGUGUUCUUAUCUGCUUGUGGCUUCCUGGCUCUCCCACAGCCAUCCUCCUCAGCUGCCUUUGAGUCUUGCUGCCUUCCACGUGUUUCUGCAAACCUUUCCUUGGCUGCUGCUUCUCAGACAGUGAAACCAUUAUUGGACUUGUCUUGGGCACUCAUGAGUUUUUUGGGUUGUUUGUUUGUUUGUUUGCUUUGCUUUGCUUUUUCACCUUUGGGGAAAAGGACAAAGGUAGUUUGUUGCAGCUGGAGCUUCCACAUAGCUGAGGAAUGGGACAAGGUUAUCCUUAAACCAGCUGCUGAGGUCAGAUGUCAAGCUCUCUCCAUAAGGCUGAAGUCAGCCAUGUUGAACAACACAGGAACUUUUUUUUCUUUAGCCUUUUCCUUUCAGGACUUUAUUUUCAGAUUCUUUUUGCACUGCCCUCCUGGAGAAAUCAUGUUCUUACAUGGAGUUCUCAUGCCUUAACUCAUGUUUGUUUGUUUGUUGUUGUUGUUGUUGUUUGGGGAAAGGUUGAGACAGGGUUUCUCUGUGUAGCCCUGGCUGUCCUGGACUCGCUCUGUAGAGCAGGCUGGCCUCAGACUGCUAGAGAUCCACCUGCCUCUGCCUCCUACUUGGUGGGAUUAAAGGCGUGCACCACCAGCUGUCUCAUGCUUUUUUCUGUAGCCAAAAUCUGCAUACUUUGUUGGCUGUCCACGGAUGCACUGUCCACGUUUGCGCGUGGUGUGCGCCUUGGUUUGGGAGGACAGUGCCACCCCUCACCCUCUUCCCUCCCCUGAGUGAGUGAGUGAGGCCGUGUGGGUCCACUUCCCUACUCCUUGGAGCACAGAUGAUUUUUACCGUAAGUGGCUCCUUUCUCAUUCUUUCUCCAGAUUUUUAUGCGGAUCUUUAGGAAGCUGCAGGUCCCGUAAGAGGAAGCAUGACAGACAUUAUAUGCACAUAUGUACUUAGAUGCUCCUUGGAGCAGUACUGCCAGGUUCCCUUUCCUGUCACCUACCGUGUGGGUGCUCCUAGAUACCCUGGCACGUGAGAGUCACAUUUCUUUUCCCCUGGGGAUGUGUGUCGGACUGAAACUCACAACGGAAAAAAUGUAGCGAUGGCGCCUCAUGUGUUUGUUCCCAGCACACUAAUGGAAGUUGACUCCUGGUCUGGGGACUAGAAGAGGCCUGAAGGGGUGACUUCUUUGCCUGAGUUGAGUGCCCAUGUUAAACAGUAUUAUGUUCUAGGACAGGGUGCUACUGAACAACACGGUUUUUUUACAGUUACAUUGGCUGCAGCUGAUGAAACACAGCUUUUUCUUUGGUCUCUAAAGACAUAUCCCACGCAGGCAAGUGGACAGCAUUGAACACUGAACUGUGAACUCCUUCAGUUCAAGGUCAAACCAGAGUAUCCUGCUACAGGGGCAAAUCGGUGUGCUUCCGGGAGCGCCUCUCAUCUCGUAGAUGUUUACAUAGCUCCCAGGUCCAGUCAAACACAAGAUCUGGAGGAAAACAGUGUCUGGGGCUUGAGUGACACCCGUUUGUGGAGAAAGAGCACAAAGCCCUCUAGGUCAUCACUGAUGGCGUGGCUUUGGACUGUUUCCCAGAUGACCAAUGUAACUGACUUGAAGGUUAUAGCAUUCCUGGCUCCCAGACUGCGGGAGAGAUGGUCGAUACCAUUGGUCUUCACGGAAAAGGAAAGUUUGUUUGGAUCCUUUGUCCUCUUGGGCUCCUGUUCUAGAAAGACCUAAGAGCUUCUUACAUGGUUUACAUGUGUGUUUGUCAUUCAUAUACUUGAACAGUUAGGUAGAAGUCCAAACCCUGGCGGUAGUGCAUCCAAGGUAAUAGCAGUAUUUAUUGUUUAAUUGUGUGACCUGAAUAUAUUCAGCAUGUUCAUUGAAUGUCAUAAUGCUGUCUGUUUGGUUUUGUAUGUGGCAAAACAGAACUCAUGUAUAAGUUUUUGUGGGACUUUUCCUUCCUUCAGCCCAAUUAAACAGGACACAUACCUGGA
This is a messenger RNA of Alexandromys fortis (reed vole), 4366 nucleotides long. RefSeq names its product family with sequence similarity 217 member B (gene Fam217b). Lineage: Eukaryota; Metazoa; Chordata; Mammalia; Rodentia; Cricetidae. The record is from RefSeq and is a predicted model, not a curated record. Bases 313 to 1491 code for a protein of 392 amino acids. The transcript has 4 exons.